Messenger RNA from Rhea pennata, 2958 nucleotides. Its product is annotated as very long-chain specific acyl-CoA dehydrogenase, mitochondrial-like. The transcript has 20 exons. The record is from RefSeq and is a predicted model, not a curated record. Lineage: Eukaryota; Metazoa; Chordata; Aves; Rheiformes; Rheidae. The coding region runs from base 430 to 2226 and encodes 598 amino acids. Gene Ontology annotation, molecular function: flavin adenine dinucleotide binding; fatty-acyl-CoA binding; very-long-chain fatty acyl-CoA dehydrogenase activity.
CCAUCUCCUGCUGUUUCAGCUGAACAUUCAGCUUCUGUAAUGCUGUGGCAUUUAACCGUAAAAAGAAAAAAGCAAUGUUUAUGCCAAGAAUUGCAUUCUUCAGAGCAUUCCACUCCUACGUCUUUUGACCUUAUUAGAUGCUCAUUAAUUUGUGCGACCAAAAUGCCUGUGCACAGAGGAGACCGAUCUGACUUCUGCCAGUGGAUGAUGAGUGUCUUCCCAUCACUCGCACCUUCAGUAAUCUUCAUGUUUCCAUGAAAAUGAAGAUGUGUGCUUCCCCCUCCGGGCCUUGAAAGACUUUACCACUGUCACUGCCGUGAAUGGCUGAAAUUCUAGAUGAAAUGAAGAUGAAAUCAUAGAAAAAAUCCUGAUGAAGCUGAGGAGCUUAAGCAGUUGCAGAACUGGCUGCCGUCACUGCCGUGCUGUGUAAUGCACCAAAGAGCAGGAUAUUCCAGUGAUGUGGAGAUGGAAUCCACUUCCUUUGUCAGAAAUAUUUUCAAUGGGCAGCUCAUACCUGACAAUGUUUUCCCUUUCCCCUCAGCUCUCACAGAGGAGGAAACACAGUCCCUGCGAGCCUUGCUAGAUCCCUUCACUCGCUUCUUUGAGGAGGUUAACAAUCCUGCUGCAAAUGAGAAGCUGGAAUCUAUUGAGGAGGCUACCUUGGCAGGGCUGAAAGACCUAGGAGCCUUUGGACUGCAGGUGCCAGAGGAGCUGGGAGGCACUGGACUGAAGAACAGCCAGUACGCUCGCAUAGUGGAGGUAGUGGGACUGCAUGAUCUUGGUGUGGGCAUCAUCCUCGGAGCACAUCAGUCCAUUGGCUUUAAGGGCAUCCUGCUCUUUGGGACCCCGAGCCAGAAGGAGAAGUACCUGCCCAAGCUCGCCUCCGGGGAGACCACAGCUGCCUUCUGCCUGACGGAGCCCUCCAGCGGCUCAGACGCAGCCUCCAUCCGGACGGUGGCCGACCUCAGCCCCUGUGGCAAGUUCUACACCCUCAAUGGAGAGAAGAUCUGGAUCAGUAAUGGAGGGAUAGCUGAGAUCUUCACUGUGUUUGCCAAGACACCAAUAAAGGUAGAAACUGGUGAAAUAAAAGAAAGAAUUUCUGCUUUCAUCGUAGAGCGAGCAUUUGGGGGAGUAACCAGUGGCCCUCCAGAGAAGAAGAUGGGGAUCAAAUGCUCCAAUACAACUGAGGUUCACUUUGAUAACGUGAAAGUGCCUGCAGAAAAUCUGCUAGGGGGACUCGGGAAAGGCUUCAAGGUGGCAAUGAACAUACUGAAUAAUGGCCGUUUUGGGAUGGCGUCUGCCCUGGCUGGGACCAUGCGAGGAGUGAUCGUCAAAGCCGCAGACCAUGCUGCUAACCGCACACAGUUUGGAGACAAGAUAAGCAACUACGGGGCUAUUCAGGAGAAAAUUGCCCGGAUGGCCAUGCUGCACUAUGUCACAGAGUCAAUGGCCUAUGUGCUGAGCGCCAACAUGGACAUGAAGGUGACUGAUUACAAGCUGGAAGCUGCUAUCAGCAAGAUUUUUGCUUCGGAAGCAGCCUGGCAUGUCACAGAUGAGGCCAUCCAGGUCCUCGGAGGAAUGGGAUACAUGCAGGAAGCAGGCAUUGAGAAGAUCCUGAGGGACCUGAGGGUUUUCCGCAUCUUUGAGGGCACCAACGACAUCCUCCGGCUGUUUGUGGCACUGACAGGUGUUCAGUACGCUGGAGGCUGCUUAAAAAAACUGCAGAAAAGCAUCAUGAGCCCACUAGGGAAUGUGCACGCUAUCCUCAGAGAAGUUGGAUGGAGAACAAAGCGAAAAGUAGGGAUCUAUUCUGGCUUCUCUCUCCAGGGACUUGUUCAUUCAGACCUCGACAGCAGUGCAGCCCAGCUGACGAAGGCUGUUGACCUGCUGGGAGAAGCUGUAGAGAGCCUCCUGCUGAAGUUUGGCACCAGGCUGACAGAUAAGCAGUUCCACCUGAAGCGUGUGGCCGAUGCUGCGAUAGACAUGUACGCCAUGGCUGUGGUGCUCUCCAGGGCCAGCCGAGCCUUAUCUCUGAAACGGGCGUCUGCAGAACAUGAGAAACUCCUGUGCCGGACGUGGUGUCACGAGGCAUAUGAGCGAGUGAAGGCAAAUUUGAGAGCAGUGAAGUCGUCUACGUGGAAUCAGUCUUGCAGCAACAUGAAGCUCAUAUCGCAUGCGGUGGUGCAGAACAAGGGGGUCUACACGACACACCCACUUGGCUUCUGAAGGGAUCCUGCCUUGGGUUAGAGCGAACCACUGCGACUCCUGCUAGGACAUAAUAAAUUGCUGUUAAUUUACUUCCACUGGUAUUGGUACUAGUUAUGAGGGAGCUGACAGCUACAGCAAAGCCCACCCCACAGGCUUGCUGGAUGGCUAUGUGUGUGGGGAUCUCACCUCUGCAGUGGAUGGUAUGAUGCCAUUUGUACAGUUCAGGUCAGGACAUGCAUCAACAGUUCUGAUUUCUAACCCGUUUAUAUUGCAAGAGGUUCAGAUGAAUGUGGGACUUCACAGAGGUUCUGCAGCUUCCUUUGAUGUUAAUGUGAGCAGCCAGUCUAAAGCCGGGAUCUUAGAGCUUGAUGGAUGCACACAUAGUGGCAACCAAACUGCUGAGGGAGCCAUGUGCUGGGGAGAGCCUCUGCGUGCUGCCCAGCUGGGUGCUGGGGCUGCCAGGGGGAUGGAGGACCAUGGCGCGUGAGGAAGCUGGGCUUCCUCAGGCUCCUCGCCCCUGGCUACCGUUGCUGUGUGGGUUUGAUGAUGCAGCAUCAUCCCCGGGACCCAGUGAGUGCUCUGUAAGAGGGGCAGACGUGGAGCUGCUUGUGGCUCUUGAAGUUGUUUGUACAGUCAGAGGCUCAGAGCAUGUUUGUGCAUGUACGAGUAAGCCAUGGGGAGCAGUGUAAAAAAGGCAUAGAAAGGGUGAAAGCCUGAACAGAGAUUAGAUUAAAAGAAAAUGUAAUUAAA